GUAGUCCACGCCGACGCCGACCCCGACGAACUUCUGCUUCAUCUUCUUCUUCUUCUUCUUCAUCUUCAUCUUCCUCCUCUUUUUCCUUCAUUCCGAGCGGGCGAGCUGCAGGCAGAAAAUGGCGGCCCCUCCGGGUUGACCAUGAUAAGAAAGAGUUCGCGCCUGGAGUCGUCGGGCUACUACAGCAGUGACGGUCAGCCCGUCAUCUCGUACAAGGAGACGCCGUACAGGAGGCUGUGGACUCGGAGUCGCACUCAGCACCGCCUGCGCAGGGUCACCACGGACGACGCCAAGGACGACAUCCCGCCGUCGGACAUUCCCGUCGGAGACGCCGGACCGCCACGCAGGAGAAGCGGAGUGCUGCGCUUGGCGCGGAAUUACCUCAUCCCCAUUUGCAUCCCCGUACUCUGGAUCUUGUGCGAGCCGUUCAUUCGCCAGAUGACGGGCGGCAGCACUCCCUCCAACGUGAUUUCCGCCCGCGGCAAUGAGCUGUUGGAGGAGUUCUACGCCAAGUACAACGAGUUGAAGGCCCGCCUGAACAGCUACGAAGAGAUGAUGCGCAAAGACGCCAACGCGCCGCUUUGGGCCACCGUUCCCAACUACGCCCUGGAGUCGGCGGGGGCCAGCGUGCUGUGCAGCGCUUCGUCGCCGUCCUACAAGGUGAAGACCUCUCGCGUCUCCUUCUUGGGCCUGGAGUGGGGCUCCCGGAAGGCCGUGCGCUCCCACGUGGUCAUCGAGGGCAAGUCGGAGCUGAAUCCGGGUAACUGCUGGGCGUUCGCGGGCCAGCGGGGCAACCUGACCGUCGUCCUGUCGCACCCGGUUGUCGUCCAGAGCGUCACGCUGGGACACGUCUCCAAGAGCAUCUCGCCCACCGGCGACAUCCCCCACGCGCCCAAAGAGUUCUCCGUCUACGGGAUGGAGUCUCAGGAGGCGCCCGGGAUCAAACUCGGAUCCUUCAAGUACAACCACAAUGGACCCAUGUUCCAGAACUUCUACAUAUCUGACAAAGGAGACGCGGCCAUGACGCACGUGAGGCUGAGCGUGCUCAGCAACUGGGGCGACCCCACCUACACGUGCUUGUACAGCUUCAAGGUGCACGGCCGCUUGGCGUCCUGAGGCCAAACGCGACGUUGUCCCGCCACGCACUACGAGCACUUUCCCCGAGUCCCGACGACGCCCUACGUUGGGGUCGGGCUGCCGGCCACCUGCUGCACUUUACACUCAAGGCGCGCAAUACUGUGUAUUCGUGCUUUUGUAUUAUUGUCGUCGUACAUUUGGUGUUUUGUUUUU
Syngnathoides biaculeatus (alligator pipefish) is the source of this 1290-nucleotide messenger RNA. RefSeq names its product SUN domain-containing protein 3-like. Bases 142 to 1116 code for a protein of 324 amino acids. Lineage: Eukaryota; Metazoa; Chordata; Actinopteri; Syngnathiformes; Syngnathidae. The record is from RefSeq and is a predicted model, not a curated record. Gene Ontology annotation, cellular component: nuclear envelope; meiotic nuclear membrane microtubule tethering complex. Gene Ontology annotation, biological process: nuclear envelope organization. The transcript has 9 exons. Gene Ontology annotation, molecular function: protein-membrane adaptor activity.